Cercocebus atys (sooty mangabey) is the source of this 1798-nucleotide messenger RNA. Its product is annotated as bridging integrator 2. Gene Ontology annotation, biological process: podosome assembly; plasma membrane tubulation; phagocytosis, engulfment. Gene Ontology annotation, molecular function: protein binding; phospholipid binding. Lineage: Eukaryota; Metazoa; Chordata; Mammalia; Primates; Cercopithecidae. Bases 50 to 1741 code for a protein of 563 amino acids. The record is from RefSeq and is a predicted model, not a curated record. Gene Ontology annotation, cellular component: phagocytic cup; cytoplasm; podosome. The transcript has a single exon.
AAACCACAGGGCGCUGGGCCAGGGCGGCGGCCCCCGGGGAGCCGGUAGGAUGGCAGAGGGCAAGGCGGGCGGCGCGGCCGGCCUCUUCGCCAAGCAGGUGCAGAAGAAGUUCAGCAGGGCCCAGGAGAAGGUGCUGCAGAAAUUGGGGAAAGCUGUAGAAACCAAAGAUGAACGAUUUGAACAAAGCGCUAACAACUUCUACCAACAACAGGCAGAAGGCUACAAGCUGUACAAGGACCUGAAGAACUUCCUUAGUGCAGUCAAAGUGAUGCAUGAAAGUUCAAAAAGAGUGUCAGAAACCCUGCAGGAGAUCUACAACAGCGAGUGGGACGGUCAUGAGGAGCUGAAGACCAUCGUAGGGAAUAAUGAUCUCCUUUGGGAAGACUACGAGGAGAAACUGGCUGACCAGGCUGUGAGGACCAUGGAAAACUACGUUGCCCAGUUCAGCGAAAUUAAGGAGAGAAUUGCCAAGCGGGGUCGGAAACUCGUGGACUAUGACAGUACCCGACAUCACCUGGAGGCAGUGCAGAAUGCCAAGAAGAAAGAUGAGGCCAAGACUGCCAAGGCAGAGGAAGAGUUCAACAAAGCCCAGACUGUGUUUGAAGAUCUGAACCAAGAACUACUAGAGGAGCUACCUAUUCUUUAUAAUAGUCGUAUUGGCUGCUAUGUGACCAUCUUCCAAAACAUUUCCAACUUGAGGGAUGUCUUCUACAGGGAAAUGAGCAAGCUGAACCACAAUCUCUACGAGGUAAUGAGCAAACUGGAGAAGCAACAUUCCAAUAAAGUCUUUGUGGUGAAGGGACUGUCAAGCAGGCGCUCUUUAGUCAUUUCUCCCCCAGUUCAAACAACUAUGGUCUCCAGUCCUCUUACCUCACCUACUAGUCCCUCUACACUUUCCUUGAAGAGUGAGAGUGAAUCUGUCUCAGCAACUGAAGAUCUGGCACCUGAUGCAGCCCAGGGGGACGACAAUUCUGAGAUCAAGGAGCUCUUAGAAGAUGAGGAAAUAGAGAAGGAAGGAUCUGAAGCAAGCUCCUCUGAGGAAGAAGAGCCUCUACCAGCCUGCAAUGGCCCCGCCCAGGCCCAGCCCUCUCUUACCAUUGAGAGUGUCAAGUCCCAGGAGGAAGUUCUCCCCAGCUCCCCAGCUCCAUCACCUGGUGGAGCCCUGAGCCCUUCAGGGCAGCCUUCAUCAUCUGCCGCAGAAGUAGUCCUCCGAACCCGCGCCGCAAGUGAAGGAUCCGAACAACCAAAGAAGAGAGCCUCUCUCCAGAGGACCUCAGCACCCCCUAGUAGGCCUCCUCCACCUAGAGCCACUGCAAGCCCCAGGCCCUCCUCAGGGAACAUACCCUCCAGCCCUCCAGCCUCUGGAGGGGGUUCACCCACCAGCCCUAGGGCCUCCUUGGGGACUGGGACUCCAAGUCCUAGGACCUCCCUAGAGGUCUCUCCUAAUCCAGAAACACCAGAGAAGCCAGUAAGAACUCCUGAGGCCAAAGAAAAUGAAAACAUGCACAAUCAGAACCCCGAAGAACUUUGUACUUCCCCCACCUUAAUGACAUCUCAGAUUGCUUCAGAGCCUGGAGAGGCAAAGAAGAUGGAAGACAAGGAAGAGGAUGAUAAGCUUAUCUCAGUUGACUCCUCAGAGGGCCAAGACCACCUUCAAGUCUCCGCGGUACCAGAAAACAACAACCUCACAGCACCUGAACCUCAAGAAGAGGUGUCUACAAGUGAAAAUCCACAACUCUGAAGAGAAACUGCCCAGACUCCCCCUGCCCCACGCCUCCCCAGAGAAGCUCUUCAACCA